CUCUUCGCCCCGACCUAAGGCCGGACGCCUCAAAAUGCGCGCCGCCCUCCUGCUGGGCGCCCUCGCCUGCCUCGCGGCGGGCAGCGCGGUCCCGGUGGCCGAUCGCGCCCCCCUCGCCGAGCUCGACGAGCCCGAGGCUCUGCCACAAGGCGCGGACCCGCUCGCGUACUUCGGCUCGCGGGCGCGGCGGCUCUUUGACGGGCUGUCGGGCAUGGGCCCCAUGGAGGGUAUGACCACCGCGGGCGGGACGGCCGCCGGCCUGAUGGGCAGCAUGGCCGGCGGCGGCGGCGGCGGCGGCGACCCGGAGGUGCAGCGCUUCCAGGAGUAUGUGGCGACGCUAGCGCCGGCCGUCUUUGCGACGUACCUCUUCCUCGGCAUCGCGCUGUGCAUGGUUGUGUUUUGCUGCACCUUCGCGUGCUGCUUCUGCUGCACCCUCGCACUGCUGCCGUAUGAAGCCUUCUGCUGCAACACCUUCUGCUGAGGGGGCUGCCAGCCCCAACGGGCGACCAAGGGACGGCUUUCCGCAAUGCGGUGUGGGUCGGGCAAGGCGGUAGCGGUAGGGGGUGGGGGGAGGGAGGGGAGGGUCUGCGCGAAUACGUACGGUGGCAGGGCGGCGGGGGAGGGCUCGCAUGUUGUCCGAAAGGCGGCGCCCCCAGAGGGCGGGGCGGGGGGGGGGACACAGGGGGGUGCAAGCUGCACGGGGGUACAGACUACAGUCGCAGGCAGGGGUGCUAGCAGGGGUGUCGCUCCUCGCGCUGGCGUACGGGCCUACGCGCGACACCCUUAUUAGGUUCUGUUUGGAAAAAAACGCACUGAACAGU
Molecule: messenger RNA, 821 nt
Organism: Emiliania huxleyi CCMP1516
Lineage: Eukaryota; Haptophyta; Isochrysidales; Noelaerhabdaceae
Exons: 1
Coding region: 35-481 (148 amino acids)
Source: RefSeq, a predicted model, not a curated record